AUGGUCAAGGCAGUCAAAGGCACGCUGAUUGAAUGCGACCCAGCCGCGCGCGAGGUCCUGCUGAAGGUCAACCAAAAGGAAAAGUUCAUUAUCGAGGAGCUCGACAGCACCCACUUGUUCAUUACCUCCAGCCACCUCGAGCGCGUGCGCGGCGUGCUCGACCAGCUCAUGAACGACAACACAUACAAGAUCGAUACCCCAUCGUGA
Molecule: messenger RNA, 207 nt
Organism: Linderina pennispora
Lineage: Eukaryota; Fungi; Kickxellomycota; Kickxellomycetes; Kickxellales; Kickxellaceae
Product: nucleotide excision repair, TFIIH, subunit
Exons: 1
Coding region: 1-207 (68 amino acids)
Biological process (GO): nucleotide-excision repair; transcription initiation at RNA polymerase II promoter; nucleotide-excision repair, preincision complex assembly
Cellular component (GO): transcription factor TFIIH holo complex; transcription factor TFIIH core complex
Source: RefSeq, a predicted model, not a curated record